This is a messenger RNA of Meleagris gallopavo (turkey), 1869 nucleotides long. The record is from RefSeq and is a predicted model, not a curated record. NCBI's taxonomy places the organism in Eukaryota, Metazoa, Chordata, Aves, Galliformes, Phasianidae.
UUUAGCUUAGAGCAAUAAAUGUUGAUCUCCAGACUGAUGCUGCUCUGCAAGUGGAUAUCUCAGAUGCACUCAGUGAGAGGGACAAAGUGAAGUUCACUGUCCAUACAAAGAGCUCCUUACCAAAUUUCAAACAAAGUGAAUUUUCCGUUGUUCGGCAACAUGAAGAAUUUAUUUGGCUUCACGAUUCCUUUGUGGAGAAUGAGGACUAUGCUGGCUAUAUUAUUCCACCAGCGCCACCCAGGCCUGACUUUGAUGCCUCAAGGGAAAAAUUGCAGAAGCUUGGAGAAGGAGAAGGGUCGAUGACUAAAGAAGAAUUCACCAAGAUGAAACAAGAACUGGAGGCCGAAUAUUUGGCAAUAUUCAAGAAGACGGUUGCAAUGCAUGAAGUGUUCUUGUGUCGUGUGGCAGCACAUCCUAUUUUGAGAAAGGAUUUAAAUUUCCAUGUCUUCUUGGAAUAUAAUCAGGAUUUGAGUGUUCGUGGGAAAAAUAAGAAAGAGAAACUGGAAGACUUCUUUAAAAAUAUGGUUAAAUCAGCUGAUGGUGUCAUUGUUUCAGGAGUAAAGGAUGUGGAUGAUUUCUUUGAACAUGAAAGGACAUUCCUUGUAGAAUACCACAACCGAGUCAAAGAUGCUUCUGCCAAAUCUGAUAAAAUGACAAGAUCACAUAAAAAUGUGGCGGAUGACUAUAAUAGAAUUGGUUCUUCAUUAUAUGCAUUAGGAACACAGGACUCCACAGAUAUAUGCAAGUUCUUUCUGAAGGUAUCGGAAUUAUUUGAUAAAACAAGGAAAAUAGAGGCUCGGGUAUCUGCUGAUGAAGAUCUUAAACUUUCUGAUCUUCUGAAAUACUACUUAAGGGAAUCUCAAGCUGCUAAGGAUCUCCUAUAUAGAAGAUCUAGGUCACUAGUGGAUUAUGAAAAUGCUAAUAAGGCAUUGGAUAAAGCAAGAGCAAAAAACAAAGAUGUGCUGCAAGCUGAAACUACUCAGCAGAUAUGUUGUCAGAAAUUUGAGAAAAUAUCUGAAUCAGCAAAACAAGAAUUGAUAGACUUCAAGACAAGAAGAGUUGCAGCAUUCAGAAAAAAUUUAGUGGAACUAGCAGAACUGGAAUUAAAGCAUGCUAAGGGAGAGGAGUUUGAUGAUAAACAUCUUCCAGAAAGGUAAACUUUCGACAACUUUCUUAAAUAAUAAUAUCGGUAAAAUAUAUCUGAGGGCCUGGUAUGAAUUGUCUUUAUAAAACUUAUUCCCUUGAAGACAGUUUUGACUGUGGUUUUAUGUUUUGCUAACUCUUUGGUAUUUAUUGCUUUAGCGUGAGUACCUGCCAGUUUUUAAAAUCUCAUCUUAUGAUUUUUUUUUUUUUUGUGAGAUAGAAAGUGUGUUCUCCUGUUAUCUAGAUGUUGGGGACUUGAUAAGUAGGACAGACUUAAGCAUGAGAUCAUACGAGACUUGUAUGAAGUCAGGAACUAAAGUCAGAUCAGUUCUGUGUGUACACUUUUGGAACUCUUUUUGCCUUUAAACUAAGCAAUGCUAACAGAAGAUUUUAUUUUGCAGAUGCAUAGCAUAAUGUGUAGGUAUGCUUUAUUAGCAGAUAAGACUUUUUAACAGUGGAGCAAGGGCUUGUUCUGUGUUUCUUAAUAAUUUCAAGCAGCAGCAGCUUACAUGUGUUCAAGCAUGUUGUGAAAAAGCUAUGUUUAAACCUAUUCAGUAUUUUACCAUUGGAUUUUGGGGCAUAUUUUUGUUGUGCAUUCAUGUUCAAGAAGGGAGGACUGAUAGUCUGAAAUUUGGUGAAACUUCUAAGGUAUACUUAUAACAUUUAGAGCCUUGGCUGCACUUUGUGUUAUGACAGGAAUUUAAACUACCUCCCUCAAAAAAAAAA